Messenger RNA from Xenopus tropicalis (tropical clawed frog), 1749 nucleotides. RefSeq names its product microfibril associated protein 1 (gene mfap1). The record is from RefSeq and is marked provisional. NCBI's taxonomy places the organism in Eukaryota, Metazoa, Chordata, Amphibia, Anura, Pipidae.
GUUGGGAAUUAGUCUAUGGUAUCUAGUCCUCCAGCGCUUCUCACAACUUGGAAGAGCUGUUGUUUUCGGUGUCGUUUGUGAUUUCUUACCGGUACAAUGGCGUCCUCAGCAAACGCGCUAAGCAAGCAACCGCCCAUCCAGUCCACGGCCGGUGCCGUACCGGUUCGCAAUGAAAAAGGUGAAAUAUCAAUGGAGAAAGUCAAAGUUAAACGAUAUGUUUCUGGUAAAAGGCCCGAUUACGCUCCAAUGGAGUCUUCUGAUGAGGAAGAAGAGGAGUUCCAGUUUAUUAAGAAGGGGAAAGAACAGGAGGUCGAGCAGGAGGAACAACCAGAAGAAAGUACCAGCGAUCCUCGUUUACGUAGAUUGCAGAGUCGCAUGAACGAGGAUGUGGAAGAAAGGUUGGCCAGGCACCGGAAGAUUAUUGAGCCUGAAGUAGUUGGGGAAAGUGAAUCUGAGCCUGAGCCAGCAGAGGAUUGGCGCAUGGAUCGAGAGGACACUAGUGAGGAGGAAGAGGAAGAAGUAGAUGAUGAGGAAAUAGAGCGGCGCCGUUCCAUGAUGCGUCAAAGAGCUGAAGAGAGAAAAAACGAUGAAAUGGAAGUGAUGGAGGUAGAGGAUGAGGGCAGAUCAGGGGAAGAAUCGGAAUCCGAGUCUGAAUAUGAAGAAUACACUGACAGUGAAGAUGAAAUGGAACCGCGACUCAAGCCUGUGUUUAUCCGAAAGAAAGACAGAGUUACUGUGCAGGAAAAAGAAGCUGAGGCGCUUAAACAGAAGGAGCUGGAGGCAGAGACAAAACGAAUGGCAGAGGAGAGAAGGAAAUACACCUUGAAGAUUGUAGAGGAGGAAACAAAGAAGGAGAUUGAAGAGAAUAAGCGAUCCCUGGCAGCCCUUGAUGCCCUCAACACAGAUGAUGAGAAUGAUGAAGAGGAAUAUGAAGCCUGGAAAGUAAGAGAGUUAAAGCGCAUCAAGCGAGACCGAGAAGAAAGAGAGGCGAUGGAGAAGGAAAAGGCAGAGGUUGAUCGUCUGCGUAACAUGACAGAUGAGGAAAGACGGGCAGAGCUGCGUGCAAACGGCAAAAUAAUAACCAACAAGGCACUGAAGGGGAAAUACAAAUUUCUGCAAAAAUAUUACCACAGAGGUGCAUUCUUCAUGGAUGGAGAUGAAGAUGUAUAUAAAAGGGAUUUCAGUGCACCCACCUUGGAGGAUCAUUUUAAUAAGACUAUAUUGCCCAAGGUCAUGCAGGUCAAGAAUUUUGGACGUUCAGGUCGGACAAAAUAUACUCACUUGGUUGAUCAGGACACCACUUCAUUUGACUCUGCUUGGGGUCAGGACAAUCCACAGAACACAAAGUUCUUCAAACAGAAGGCAGCAGGAGUAAGGGAUGUGUUUGAGAGGCCGACUGUGCAGAAAAGAAAGACAUAAAUGUCCGUGUCUAUGAGGGACUUGUCCAUAUUUUCUGGGUUAUAAAAAGAACUGCAGCUCAUAAACAAGGACCACCAUUACUUGCACAUACUCUGUAUAUAUAAUUUGCAAGUAAUGUAAUGUUUUUUUUUUUAAUGUGUGAAUGAAUUGUUGGGUUUGUCAUUAGCAAAUCACAAAGCAUUCUCCAAGCUGUGGAGAAACAGAGAUUUUCACAGUUUUUUCAAAAAUGUUAUAAAAGGUAUUUUUUAGUUAGAAUCAUUUUGACAUUCAGGAACACUGAAACCGAGGCAAGAUUUGAUAAUAUUUGUAAAUAAAAAAGUUACUCUGUCA